GCCAAGUCUUGGAUCCCGGAAGUAAUUCCGAGUCUGGUGACGCUGCAUUAGACGACAGAACAUGGCCCAGCCUCGUUUGUUUAGCUUGGUCCUCCUCACCGUGGCUCUCGGAGCCCAGGCUCUGACCCCAUCCCAUCACCUCUCCCUGUCAGACGUGGAGAGACUUCAAGGCGUCCUGAGCCAGCCUUUCACAGAUCUGGCGUCUGCAUACUAUUCAAUUGUUGGUCUCAGCAAACUUGGGGCUGCAGUUGCUGAUGAAAAUGAUGCCUGUCAGUUCUUGAAGGCUCACCUGGACCCCAUGAGUGUUGAUUCCCUCUUCUUCGCCGCCGAGGCCAGUCAGGCCCUCUCGGACUGCGAGAUCCCUGUGUCCAACGAGACACGUGACAUCCUUCUGGCAGCUGUCAGUGAGGAUUCUACAGUCACACAGAUCUUCAGAGCUGUCAGCGCCCUCAGUUCCCUGGGGCUUCCUCUGGCUUCACAGGAAGUUGUCAGUGCUCUGGUCGCCCGUAUUGCCAAGGAGGACAACGUCUUGGCCAUCACCACGGCUCUUCAAACUGCCACCCGUCUCUCCCAGCAGGCGGAGCUCGGAGGAAUCCUGGAGGAGAUUGAGGAUCUUGCAGCGCGACUGGAUGACUUGGGCGGGGUCUACCUUCAGUUCGAGGAGGGGCUCGAGGCCACCGCCCUUUUUGUGACCGCAGCCUACGCACUGUCAGACCACGUGGAAACCGAGCCUCCCCUGAAAGAGGACCAGGUGAUCCAGCUGGUCAACUCGGUGUUCAGUAAGAAGUCCUGGGACUCCCUGUCGGAGGCCUUCAGUGUGGCAUGUGCCGCUGCUGCCCUCUCCGAAAACCGCUUCCACGUCCCAGUGGUCGUCAGCACCCAGGGACCUGCCACUGUGUCCCACAGCCAGCCAGUCCUGCAGCUCCUGGUGACUAACGUCCUCUCCAAUCCUAUGGCCUCAGCCAGUGUGCUGUUGGAAUCUGCUCAGUCUGUGGCCUCCAAGAGUGUGGUUCUCAGUCAGACACCGUUCACCCUCAGAGAUGGUGUUUUUCAACUGAACUUCAUGGCCAGCCAGCCCGCCAGUGGAUAUUACCAGUUCUCUGUGGCUGUCAGCGGGGACAGCCGAUUGGUUGCCAACCAGGUUGAGCUGAAGGUGAAGGUGUCCACGGAGGUGGCCAUCACUAACAUGGACCUGUCAGUGGUGGAUAAGGACCAGAGCAUCGGCACCAAGACGUCCAGGGUGGAUUAUCCCUUCAAGGCCAAAGGCUCCUUCACUGCAGACAGCCACCAGAACUUUGUCAUGACUUUCCAGUUGGUGGAUGUCAACACUGGAGUAGAGCUUACACCUCAUCAGACCUUUGUGAGGUUGCACAAUCAGAAGACUGGCCAGGAGGUUGUGUUUGUGGCCGAGCCCGACAGCAAGAACCUGUACAAGUUUGAGCUGGACACUGCGGAGAGGAAGUCAGAGUUUGACUCCAUGUCUGGGACCUACGCCCUCCACCUGAUCGUGGGAGAUGCCACACUGGAGAACCCCAUUCUGUGGAACGUGGCUGACGUUGUCCUGAAAUUCCUUGACGAGGAGGCCCCAACCACCAUCCAGGCUAAGACCCUUUAUAUGCCUAAACCAGAAAUCCAGCACUUGUUCCGGGAACCGGAGAAGAAGCCCCCGACAGUGGUGUCCAACACCUUCACAGCCCUUGUCCUCUCCCCCUUACUACUUCUGCUUAUUCUGUGGGUCAAACUGGGGGCCAACAUCUCCAACUUCAGCCUCACCCCCAGCUCUGUGCUGUUCCACGUGGGCCAUGCAUGCAUGCUGGGGCUGAUGUACGUCUAUUGGAGCCACCUCAACAUGUUCCAGACCCUCCAGUACCUGGCCAUCAUCGGCAGUCUCACCUUCCUGGCCGGAAACCGCAUGCUGGCCCAGAAAGCAGUCAAGAGGAUUGCUGCAGAGCAAAGUAGUAGAUUGGCAAAGUAUAGGAGCUUGCGGUAAAGGCCUGUUGGCUAAUAACGAACGGCCACACUUCCUGGCUAAAGAUUGCAAGUAAGUGACGACAGAAGAUUGAAGAAGACUACACAAACAUUGUUUUUAGUUUUGAAGGAUUCAUUUCAGGACACAGCAACCAUCCGAAUGUCGUGUUAUUCCAUGAAUCCAGUUUGAAAUGCAGUUUGACCUUUUUACACUUGAAAAUAAAAAAUCUAAGGUGUCGGUAGAGUGACCGGACAGAUGUUUACUGACACUGUUACUCCUACUGAGGGCUGUGAAGCUAAACAUCCUUGCACUUCACUUAUCUGGAACUUUGGCGAAUGUUUAUUUUUAACAAUGGGCUUUGGGAUAUAAUUUGUGGUUUCAUAAUGAAAUGUGUUUGUUUUUUUUGUACAUUCCUGUUUCUUAGUGCCCAUCUUACCACUUCGUUAAAACGUGUCACCAAGUUAGCCAGUGAUUUUUCUAAGGCCUGUUGAUUGAAGGUAUUUGACGGUAGCUUCAGUUCCAUGUUCAUCUUGAGACGGUACUAUUACCGAAUUCUGUCUACAUAUGGAGGGUGUGAACAAAUAUUCCCUUUCAAAACAUGAUCCAGACCCCUCUAGAACAAGUGAUGAUGGGCAAUCCUAGUCAAUCUGAUGUUUUUGUAAUGAAAUAAAGAAAGAAAUGGGGAUUCA
Molecule: messenger RNA, 2658 nt
Organism: Esox lucius (northern pike)
Lineage: Eukaryota; Metazoa; Chordata; Actinopteri; Esociformes; Esocidae
Gene: rpn2
Product: ribophorin II
Exons: 17
Coding region: 62-1990 (642 amino acids)
Biological process (GO): protein N-linked glycosylation
Cellular component (GO): membrane; oligosaccharyltransferase complex
Source: RefSeq, a predicted model, not a curated record